AAUUGUCCAAAUUAUUUAAUGAAGUAUCAUCAUCAUCAUCAUCAUUAAUAUUAUUAUUAUUAUUAAGAGAUAAACAAUAAACUUGAGAAAAGGAUUGGACAAAGUUUGGCAGUGAAAAAUUUGGAAGAAAACAACAACAAAAAAAAGGGGGAGGAAGAAAAAAUGUAUUUCUCAAGACGCAUGCGCAGAAUGGAGAUACACGAGGAGUUAAACAGAAAUAGCAGUAGUAGUAAUAGUAGUAGUAGUAGUAGUAGUAGUAGUAGUAGUAGCAGGAAGUCAACUAGGAGUACAACAAGAAGCAUCAGUAGUACACUUGACGAUCAGCAAUCAACAACAGCAAACUUCUGUUGUCCAAGUGGUGGUUAUUGUUUUUGUUGUUGUUGUUGUCGUUGUUCGAACGGUGUUACGAUGAAUAAUAAGGAAUGUAAAAUGAAUAAUAUGGAAGAACAUGAAAAUAAGGAUGACUGUAUUAUUAAUAAUAAUAAUAAUCAUCAUCAAUUUGCAACGAGAACUUGUGUACUUUGUGAAAGGUUGCAUGGAUCUUCAUUGAAUUCGUCUGAUCAUCGUUUUGAUGAAAUUGAUACGAAUUAUUAUAAUAAUUCAUCGUCAACAUCUUCAUCUUCAUCGUCAUCAACGUCAACGUCAACGUCAUCGUCAACGUCAUCGUCUCCGAAAUAUUGUCGUUCGUUUUAUGAAGUAUCAUCGAAGAGUAUUAGAAGAAAAGAUGACAAAGAUAAAUGGAUUACAAGAGAAAAUAAUUAUUCGUCUAUGCAAAAUCGUGGAGAAAAUUCAAGAUACGCUUCUAGUGUUGUACGGUGGAAAAAUUUGUGUUAUUGGAGAUUAGCGUUCAGUAUUGCCCUAUUCCUUGCAUUAACUUUCCCGCCUAACGCUGUCGCAAGUUUGCAAAGAAAACAUUCGGUUGGGUACUCCAAAAAAGACGGGGUGUGCCAAAGUAUAGACAUAAGAAACAGCGUGAAUCAAUUCUCAAGACUGCAAGGAUGUCGAGUAGUCGAAGGAUUCGUCCAAAUUCUCCUAAUCGAUCAUGCCGACGAUUCGGCCUUUGCGAAUCUCACCUUUCCAGAUUUGGUUGAAAUAACGGAAUACCUCAUUUUAUACAGAGUAAACGGAUUACGAAGCGUCGGCCGUCUAUUUCCAAACUUAACAUUGAUUCGUGGUCAUUCUUUAUUUAUUAAUUAUGGGAAAUAAACCAAAGAAUGAUUGUCCGAUAUGUGAAAAAAAUUGUACUACAAGAUUGAUUAGCAAUAAGCCUGAUGAGACAUUUUGUUGGAAUCGACAACACUGUCAGCGAAUUUGCGACAGAUGUUUGGAAGGUGCCUGCGAUGCAUCAGGUCAGUGCUGUCAUCCAUCAUGUUUGGGAGGUUGUACAGGAAGAACAGCAAAUGAUUGCAAAGUUUGUAAGAAUGUAUUAAUUGGACCUAAUCAAUGUGGAGAACGAUGUCCAGAAGGUACAUAUGAGUUUAUGAAUCGUCGUUGCAUUGGUGAGGAUGAAUGUCGUAGAAUGGUGAAGCCACGUGAAGCUUUAAGUAUUGUCAAAGACUAUCCAUAUAAACCAUUCAAUGGUAGUUGCAUAAUUGAGUGUCCUGCUGGAUACAUGGAUGAAGAAGUUAACAACAAGACAUCUUGUAGAAAAUGUAAGGGUCCUUGUUUAAAAGAAUGUCGUGGUACCAGUGUUGACAGUAUUGCUUCAGCUCAGAAGUUACGUGGUUGUACUCACAUAACUGGUAGCCUUGAGAUUCAAAUAAGAGGUGGUAAAAACAUAGUCAACGAGUUGGAGGAUAGUUUGAAUAUGAUAGAAGAGAUCGAUGGUUAUCUGAAAAUUGUCAGAAGUUUUCCACUGAUAUCGUUGAACUUUUUAAAGAGUCUCAGAGUUAUAAGAGGAAAUUCUUUGGACAACAACAAAUAUACUCUUGCUGUUUUGGAUAAUCAAAAUCUUCAAGAACUUUGGGAUUGGAGUACGCACCCUAAUAUUGCUAUUUACUCCAAAGACGGGCCAGCCAAAGUAUUCUUUCAUUUCAAUCCUAAGCUUUGCUUUUAUAAGAUUGAAGCUUUGAGAAAAAAGGCACAUCUUCAAGAAUUUACUGAUCUCGAAGUUGCACCUAACAGCAAUGGAGAUAAAGUAGCUUGUAAUGUUACUGAAUUGAAAACAGUUGUCACCAAAACUACAUCGGAUGCAGCAUUGAUCGAAUGGGAACAAUUCACUCAUCAUGAUCCCAGAUCGUUACUGGGAUACGUUGUAUACUUUAUCGAAGCACCUAAUGAAAAUGUGACCAUGUAUGAUGGAAGAGAUGCUUGUGGAGGUGAUGGUUGGAGAGUUGAUGACGUUUCUGCCAUUGAAGGAACUACCAAAUCUGUUACUCCUAAUUAUACAGAACCAGAAAAAACAACAUACCUCUCUCACAUCCUAACACAAUUGAAACCAUUCACGCAAUACGCAUUUUAUGUAAAAACAUACACCAUCGCUACAGAGAGGUCAGGUGCUCAAAGCAAAGUUACAUAUUUUACCACCAAACCCCAUGCACCCAGUGCACCCAGAGCUCUUACAACUCGUAGCAAUUCUAGCAGCGAAAUUAUAAUCUCUUGGUCUCCACCUUUAAAAAAGAAUGGUAAUCUUACGCACUACAGAAUUAUGGGACGUUGGGUAAAAGAUGAUUCCAGUUUUAUCGAUCAAAGAAACUACUGCGAUGAACCAAUGCCUUUGCCAGAGAAAAAAUCGAUCUCUGUCAUAGCUGAGGAAGAAAGAAAACGUGCUGAAGAAGAAUUAGUUAAAAUACCAGACUUAGCUUCCUGCGAUUGUGCUGACAGGGAAUUGGAUCAAUCGAUGCGCGAAAAAGAAGUUUCAAGUUCUAUUGCAUUUGAGGAUGCUUUACAUAAUCAAGUUUAUGUGAAACGAAUAGAUGCUCGUAGAAGACGAGACACUUCUGAGAUACUUCGAGCAGUCAGAAUGAUGGAACAAAAUAUCACCCAGGCGGAAGCUUUGCAGAAAAAAUAUCCAAAUGAAGAGAUGAUAAACAAUACGUAUAUCACAUUCGACAGAAUAGUACCCACACCAAAUCUCAGUUACGUUGUGAAAAAUCUUCGACAUUUUGCUUAUUAUAACAUCGAAGUACAAGCUUGUCGUGAAGUUGUGAAAAAUGAUACCAAUGAUACUUGCUCGACUAAGAGUAUGAAGACUUAUCGGACUUUACCGUUAAAAGGAGCUGAUAAUAUUCCACCUAACACAUUGAAAUGGACUAAGAUAAAAACGAAUAAUACUUUUGAUAUUAAGCUUACUUGGGCAGAACCAUCGGAACCCAAUGGUUUGAUCGUUACUUAUCAAAUCGAAUAUAAGAGAGUUGAUAUACUAAAUAUAAAAGCAACGGUAGUUUGCAUCACCAGACGUGAUUUCAAUGCAUCUGGCAAUGUCUACUAUCUUAAAGAUCUUCCACCUGGCAAUUACUCGGUUAAGGUCAGAGCUACCAGCUUGGCCGGAAAUGGAAAUUAUACCGAGCCGUCAUAUUUCUUCAUCGAGGAAUCCAAUAUUGGACUCUAUUGGGUACUAUUUUGGUCGAUAUUUUGUAUUUUGGUCGUGAUCCUGUCACCUGCAGUCCUUUAUUUCUGCAAAAAAAAGUAUAUGCGUAACGUUCCUAGUGUUAGACUCAUAGCAACUGUUAAUCCCGAAUACGUGAGUUCAGUUUACGUGCCCGACGAAUGGGAAGUACCUAGAAAGAAAAUUCAAGUUUUGAAAGAAUUAGGAAAUGGGUCUUUUGGAAUGGUUUACGAAGGUUUAGCCAAAGACGUUGUUAAAGGGAAACCUGAAGUUCGUUGUGCUGUUAAAACUGUUAAUGAGAAUGCGACUGAUAGAGAAAGAAUAGAAUUUCUCAACGAAGCGUCUGUCAUGAAAGCUUUUAACACUCAUCACGUGGUAAGAUUACUCGGUGUAGUAUCUCAGGGACAACCUACAUUGGUAGUAAUGGAACUCAUGGUGAAUGGUGAUUUGAAGACUUACCUGAGAAGUCAUAGACCUGACGUUUGUGAAAAUUUCUCAAGACAACCGCCGACUUUGAAGAGAAUAUUACAAAUGGCAAUUGAAAUAGCCGAUGGCAUGGCUUAUCUUGCUGCAAAGAAAUUUGUUCACAGAGAUUUGGCAGCAAGAAAUUGUAUGGUAGCCGAAGAUCUUACAGUCAAGAUCGGUGAUUUUGGAAUGACCAGGGAUAUCUAUGAGACUGAUUAUUAUCGUAAAGGUACCAAAGGUCUUUUACCUGUAAGGUGGAUGGCACCGGAAAGCUUGAAGGAUGGCGUCUUUACAAGUUUUUCCGAUGUUUGGAGUUAUGGUGUCGUUUUAUGGGAAAUGGUAACUCUUGCCUCUCAACCUUAUCAAGGCUUGUCGAAUGACCAGGUAUUACGAUAUGUAAUCGAGGGAGGUGUUAUGGAACGUCCUGAAAACUGUCCAGACUCUCUUUACAAUUUAAUGAGACGUACUUGGUGCCAUAAAGCAACAAGAAGACCAACUUUCAUCGACAUAGCUACGAUAUUGCUACCAGAUGUUAAUUUGGAAGAUUUUGAACGUGUCAGUUUUUAUCACAGCUCUGAAGGCAUCGAAGCGAGAAAUCAAAAUAUGUCGCAUUCGCCACAAACUGACAAGGAUCUGGAGAUGACCACUCUUCAAGAGUUUCGCGAAGAGGAAGCUGAAGGAGAAGAAGAUUCUCCUUUACGUCAGGAUUUUGGGGAUUUUGCAAGUUUCGAGCCAACCAGUAUUAAAAACAGUUUAAGCCCACGUUACACAGAGCCAUACGGUGAGAAUUCUAAAACAACAACGACGAACUUCCAUGACAUGAAUUUGUCUAAGAUACCAUUGAAAGCAGGUUUCGAUGAUUUCGAUGGUAUUUCAGGAGAUUCUUUAGCGUCGAGCAAAGAUACGUUAAAUUUACCAUUCGUCGAGGAUAGUUUGAAAUCUGUUAAAAAUUCGCCAUUCAUUCAUGCUAAAAGUACAUCAAAAGGAAUCGAUAAUCAAACGUCAACAGGAAGGGCAACGAGUCUACAAAAUUUGAUCAAACAACACAUACAACAGCAACAACGAACGCAAGAAGAUAGUCCAAUAUCGAUCAAAUCUAAAUCCAAGAAAAAUCCUGAUUAUGAGAAUAGUAGUCCGAUGAUAUUAGCGAAUUAUGAAAGAAACUUUUCUUUUCCAUCGUUAUCGUUGAACACUUUAGAAAUUGACGUUGACAUUGAAGGAAAAGAUAGACGCCAUUCGCCAAGAGUCGAAUAUAUGAACGAACCUGAAACUUUGAACAAUGGUUACAUCGGUGGUAAUAAUAAAAAAACGUAGUCCAUUUACACAAUGGCAAUUCUUCUUUAUAAUUACAAUAUAAUCAUCAACGACGAAUUUGUAACUAAGACUCAACAAACUCAUAGCUCAUUUAUUUCUCGUCGCUAUGAACAAAAAACAAAACAAAAAUAAAAAAAGAGAGAAAGAGAGAAAGAAAGAAAGAAAGAAAGAGGAAAUAAAUUGUAAUUAAAGAAAAUAAUAGAAAAAAAGGCAGUGUCUAGAACGAAAGGAUAGGAAAACGUAUUUAUCAUUUAUUAUUUAUCAAUGAACAAUAAUCUUAAGUUGUAAUCGCGCGCGGGGCAUUUUGUUAAUGACAGAGUUCCAAGCUAACAUGAAAGAACAAUUAUAAAAGAAUUGAUGAUUAUUAUUAUUAUUUUUUUUUUUUUUUUGUUAAAUAUUAUUAUAACGACGUCUCAAUUCCGUCUCUCUCUCUGAUAUAGAUAUAAAUAAAUAUAAUUAUAAUUCAUUAUCAUUAAUUUUCACAUUGUGCAUGUCCACGAAUAAGUAAUCGAACAGAUUGAUUAUUGUUGAUCGUUAAUGAAAUCAUUUAUUAAUUUAUACAUACAUAUACAUAUACAUAUAGAUAUAUAUAUACAGAAAAGAUACUGCCUUUUUAAUGAUCAUUUCCUGGAUGAUAGAAUAAACGAAAGAGAGAGAGAGAGAGAGAGAGAGAGAGAGAAUGUAGCUGAUUAUACAUGGCAGCGAAUAGAAUAAAAACAAAAAUACUAUUUUAAAUAAUAAUAAUAAUAAUAAUAAUAAUACUAAUAAAGUCAACACACAAUUAUAAAUGUACAUAAUUAUGCAAGAUGAAUUAAUUUAUAUAUUACGUAUAAUCUCGUUACGAAUUUUUCAAUAAGCAAAGACCGAGAUAAUACCAAUCCUAAAUCGCAAUCAUUGUCGUCACUUUAAUCACAGCUCUCGAAUAAAUAAAUAAAAUCGUAUUAAUAAUUAUUAAUAAAUGAAUAAAAAAAAAA
Messenger RNA from Polistes dominula (European paper wasp), 6300 nucleotides. RefSeq names its product insulin-like receptor-like (gene InR-2). Gene Ontology annotation, molecular function: insulin receptor substrate binding; ATP binding; insulin receptor activity. The record is from RefSeq and is a predicted model, not a curated record. Gene Ontology annotation, cellular component: axon; insulin receptor complex; plasma membrane. Gene Ontology annotation, biological process: glucose homeostasis; cell surface receptor protein tyrosine kinase signaling pathway; positive regulation of MAPK cascade. NCBI's taxonomy places the organism in Eukaryota, Metazoa, Arthropoda, Insecta, Hymenoptera, Vespidae.